AUGUCCUCAUCGGUUAAAGAAGUGAAAACUCACAGCGGCAACUGUAGUCUGAAGUUUCUUUCAUUCGAUAUUUCCACCGAUCUGCUCUUGAAAAGCGUAGUUGUGGUGAUGAGGAACUACCUCAUACUGCUUUUGGUUUUCUUCCCCUACUAUCUUUGCUUGGAUGCUCUAGGACCUGAUGAAGAUCCGUACAAGAUUUUGGGUGUAACUCGCUCUGCAAGCCAGGCAGACAUAAAAAGAGCUUACAAGAAAAUGGCGAGGAAUUGGUAAAUGCUUAUGAAAAUUUAAAGAUCUUUGUUUUUGAAUGGAAUUUGUUUCAUUUCUUAACGAGACGAGCGAAUCUGUUUAUCCAAUCAAAGUGUUUAUAUAGCUGAAAGCGAUUGUUAUGAUUUUUACAUUCGAUCCUCAUGCGUUGAGAAAUCUCAAUUUCCAACUACACAAAAGAGUGCAGACGGGAGAAAUAAAUAAGCGCCAGGGACACUACCUGAGGAAUGCACCUCAACAAGUUAUAGAUAAUUGAGCUAUAGAAGCAAAGGAAUUGUUUAACUUCACGAAGCUAAAUCUAAAAGUCUUUGGCAUCAAUUAUUGUGGGCUUCCUUUCUUGACUUGAUAAUACUAAAUGAGAUCACUUAAUUUUUUUUUUAGUUUACGUAUUAAAAAGAUGCAGUCGUUUGAGAGAUUAUAUUUUUGAUGCUACAUAUAUAGGAGUAGUGCAAUCUUAAAAAAAAAAAAAAAAUUUUCUUCCUUUAGGCACCCAGACAAGAAUAACGAUCCCUCAGCACAAGAAAUGUUUAUCAAAAUCAAUGAGGCUAAUGAGGUGAGGAUGUAAUUCUCUCUACUGUCUACCAUAUAAUUCUUAAGAUAUUGGUUUGGAGAAUGUGGUGUUGGAUCAACUAAGAAUCCCCCUGUUGAUGUUUUUCUUUAUUCUCAUCAAUUGUCUGCUUGAUAUUGUAUAGAUAUUUUAACCCCUAAGAGUGACCAGAAUCCAAUUUCUCCCUACAUUAACACCCUUGAAUCAAACAUUUAAGUCACAAGAAUAGAGAAAAUGAUCAUCAACUAAGGGAGCUCUUGAUUGUUGAACAAAUUCUCCUCAUCAGCAGCUAAGGAAAUGUAUAAAGAACAGUAUGAAGAAUAUGCAUUCUGAUGUUAAGGUGUAAAGGGUUUAGGAGAAAUUCUAUGACUGUAAAUAUAUGAAAAUCAUCCCAUACAGGCAUCAGUUUUUUCAGGCCUUAUUUUCUCUACUGCUCAAGUACUGCUCGUUACUGCGAAGAUUGCUUUCAUAUUCAUGAGAAAUUCUAUCUUGGUCACUCAUGGGAGUUUAAGGGUUAAGGAGUCCCUAAGAAAAGUUUUGCCUAAGAAAAGUUUUGCCCCAGAGAGUGAUGAUAAUGUAAUCAAAAUUUAUACUGGGAUUAACCUCAAGGCUCCUUGAUACAAUUUGCAAUAAUCAACUUUAGAUAAAAAAAGCCUAGCCUGGGGGUCUAGGUAUUAGGGUAUCUGAGUUGUUUUUGACAAGGUAUGCAGUUUUUCCAUAUCAUAUUACAGGUGCAAAUUACCUUGUCUAUUACUAGCUUAAUAAAGAAAUUUUUAGGUUACUUAUCCAUAAGUUUUAAAAUUAUUUUAAACUUUCACACUCCAACAUUAGUAUCCAUAAACCCCAUAUUUUUCUCAAUAAAUUUCCUCUGGUACUGACAAGGAUAAUUUUUUUUAACAAUCAAGAGCUUCUUUAGAGAUUAUUCGCUCUCAUAGGUUAAAGGGUUAAAAUAUGUUGAUAUCUCAAAGAGAAAAAAGUUUAUAUACCAGUAUCCCAACUCUGAUCUCUGUGGCUUUGAUUUUCAGAUUUUGUCAGAUGAAGAAAAAAAAAGGAAUUUUGAUAUGUUUGGAACUACCUCACAACCAGGCAAUGGUGGACCACAGGGAAAACCAUUUUAUGAUCCGCAUAGUGGGUUUAGCUUCUUCUUCAAUGGAAUGCCUUUUCAAAACUCUUGGUCUAAACCAGGACAAAUUAAUUACAGAUUUUACUUCAAGACAGUCCUACCAGAGAGUUACGAGAAGCCUUACUUGAUUGAAAUUAUCUCAGACUGGUGUUUUGCUUGUAAGUUGAUUAUAAGGUCAUGAUACAAUAUAUGACACAUCUCAAUGACAUGUUGCGGUAAAAACUCACUGCAAAGAAUCUCUUUAUGUGAUGUGGAGGAUUUUCUCGAUUAAUGUGGCUGGUUUGAAUACAUGUGAAUUCAUCUGACUGAUUGUAACAGUGACACUCUAUUGCACAGAACAAGAUAUUCAUGAAAAUUCCUUGUAUCCUGAGACAAACUUUCUCUGUGACUUCUUCCUUUGUUGUGUUGUAGCAACUUGUUUUUGGAGCCAGUUAACACACUGGAGCUUGUCUUCAGCUAAUGUCUUGACUUUAACCUUCUCACUUCCAAGAUCUCAUUUGUAAUUCCCCUUCCUGUCUUUGAUAUAAUUCUUAUGAUAUUGCUUGGAGAACUUGGCAUUAGAUCAACUAACAAUCCCUUAAUUGAUAUUUUUCUUUAUUCUUGUCACUUAUCUGCUUGAUGUUGUAUUGAUAUUGUAAGGAGAAAUUAUGUCUUGGUCACUCAUGGGAGUUGCAGUGUUAUUUUACCGUUCCAUCAAAUGAUAUCUUAAUGAUAGAUGUACAUUAAGAAUAGCUUGUGGUUUUUAUUUCAAAAACAAGACAACAGACAAACCUUUCCCAUAGGGGAAAGAACACUCGUGUUGCAGUGCUGAUUGUGAGGGUAUCUGGCAGACUACAAAUUAACAAAUUUUGUUUAAAAAUCAUGCCAGAAUUGGAUCAAUAUCAGUAUCUGGGCAACUGCCCACCUACCCCUCCCUUAACCCAACAUUAACCCUAACUUGUUAUCAAUUGACUGUUGUUGAGUUAGGGGAGGGGUAGGUGGCCAGUUGCCCAGAUACUGAUAUUGAUCCCCAGAAUCUUUUAAUCAAAAUUGCCUUAAUCUUAAUACAUUGUAGACUCACAUAACUUUGUGUUUUCUUUUUAAAAUUAUCUUUCAAUCAAAGGUGCACAAAUUGAGGAGAUAUGGGAAGAAGCAUCCAAUAAAAUAAAAAGAGUUGGUGUGGGAAUUGGCAUAAUCAAUGUCAAUAGGAGUCCGCGUUUGGCAGAUGCAUUGGGUGCAGGAAGAGUGCCCUCGAUCAUUGGUGUCAUCAAUGGAAGAGUUGCGUUCUACAAUGAAAUAGUUACCGUGCAGGGUUUGAAGGAUUUUGUGCUGGAGUUAUUUCCAUGUGGCUUAAUUGAAAAGGUGAAUUUUUAUUAUGUUUUGGUAAAUUUGUGUAGAGAAAGUCCUAACUCAUUUACUCUCCCAGGAGUGAAAGGGUUAACCUUUACAUCCUAACAUCAAAAGGCAUAUUCUCCAUACUGCUUCUCAUACAUUUCCCAAGUUGAUGACAAGGAGAAUUUGCUUAACAAUGAAGAGCUUCUUAAGUCAAUGAUCAUUCUUGUGAUCUUAAUGUAUGAUUCCGCAGUAACAUUGUACAGAGAAAUUAAAUGCUAAUCACUCUCAGGGAUCAAAGGAUCAUUAGAAUUCAGAAUCUAAGGUGAUAGUGCUACUAUCAGCUAAAGAAAAAACAGUACACACUUUUAGAAUCCCUGAUAAUUGUAUUCUUUAGAUUUCAAAGAUAUAAUAUUGGAUUUUCCUAUAUGAAUGUGGCAAACCGGAAUCAGCUUUUUGAGAUCAGUAACUACUAGCAGGAUUUUUGAGAAAGGGUCUUCUAGUCUCCUAGUUAAUCAAUCAUGCUAAUGAUUAGACCAAGAGAUCUCUGUACUAAACCCACCCCACAUUAUCUUUUCAGGUUACAGCCAGUAAUCUUGAUUCUUUCUUGACAACAAGCAUCAGCAACAAACCAAGUGUGAUUCUAUUUUCCCCCAAACCUAAUCCUUCACUCCUUUAUCAUCUGGUGGCUUUCAGAAAUUGCAAACAACAGUCAUUUGGCUUUGUAUCGUUGACUGACAGUUCUUCAGAACCUCUCAGGAAACGCUUUAGAGUGAACUCUAAAGAACCAACAGUGUUGAUCUUUAAGGAUGAUGUGGCUGUGCCAGAUGUGGUUGUCACGGUAACUAGUUGAAGUUGACAAGCUCUUUUAAAUGUAUUUUUUAUCAACUUGAAGAUCAGUCAUUUGUUAUUGACUAUAGUAGAGAUGCCUGGUUUAAUCACAUGGGUGUCAUAAUGAAAAUCAAAAUAUCAGUGUCUUUUUUUUCACAUAUAAAAACCAUUUCUUGAAACUAGGUCAUGGAAAGAUUUCAGAUAGUUUCCAACAUGAUUUGAAUAUUUUGAUAAAUUUAGUCAAUGAAACUGCACAUCUUAGUAAAAUUGUGUAGAUAAUUUUUUAAUCUAUGAUUGAAAAAAUAGUAUUGAGCAAUUAGUUAGAUCAUAACUUGUUUUGAAUUUUCACUUGCAGGCAUCUGAGCUCAAGCAUGGAAAACUUCGUGAAGUAGUUGAAUCUCACAAAUAUCUUCACCUUCCAAGACUGUCUUCAAGGUCUUUAUUUGAUGAACUUUGUCCUGAGGAGAGGUUUAGAUCCCAGCGAAGGUUAGUUGCUUGCCUAAAUAAAGCAGGAAAAUGUGUUGAGCUCAAGUGAGGGUUAGGAAAUCGUUUUUUAAAGCUUUUGUGUAUACAGUUUAUGUAAAAGGUUUUGAUUCCCCUCAGUGUCUUAAUCAUAAAACAAACAUACACUACACUCCAAAUUCAUGUAUACAUGAUAAAACAACGUAUGUAUCUACACUCCAAAUUCAUGUUACUACGUAAAACAACCUAUGGUAGAAUGAGCAAGGUAAUUUUGUAUCAUAAACUGAGUUAAUAACGUAAAUUGGCCACCGUAAAGAGUUUCGAAGCUGGCGUUUCGAGCCCUUCGUCAUUUCUUUGAUAAGGACGCAUCCAAACCAAUCGCUAGACACUUUCAAUCUUCCCAAUCAUUCUAAGUAGCUUAUGGAAGUUUGCGUUGCGGCUCUUCCCAUCAUCAAGGCAGUUUGGAUAGUGGCAAAUCUCCAGAACAAAAAUUUAUCUUUCAAAUUGGCCCUCUUAAUCCCCUCGGUGUCAACGAAGUCUUUUCAUUCGACAAAUUUAUUUUUGUCUUUCUCGUUACCAUGUUCCCACUGAUAGCGUAGCUCGAUUUUUUGCUUAUAAAUACACACAAAACCCACAAUUUAUCCUUUCGCUCUGACGAAGGGCAAACGCUCGAAACGUCUGCUUUUUAACUCUUUACAGAGGCCAAUUUACGUUAUCAACUCAGUCGAUAAAACCAAAUUACCCUGUUAUACACUCCCACCGACACAGCAACACAGUUUCUUUACAAACUUACCCCCUUUAUUCAUCUUUCAGGCUGUGUGUCGUUCUGUUUACUAAACAAGGCCAAAAUGACAAAGAGAAGCUUGCUCUGAGGUUGUUUGCAACAGAUAAAAAAUACCUCUCCGAGAGGCGGUUGAAAUUUUUGUAUAUUUACGAAGAUGUGCAGAGAGAUCUAGUGGAAGAGUUCAAAGAUGGGGUGAAGGCUGAUAGUUGCACUGAGAAUAAAACAGCAUCAAAGGUAAAAAUGAACAAUUGUAAACUUAACAAGUAGACUCCACGUUACUAGCUGUGUUUCUGUAUAGUAAUAGAUCACAGAUGGCUAGCAAAGUGUGAUAAGAAGGAAAAACGUGGUACACGUGGCACAGCUGAAUGGGUCGGUGAUACUUAUAUCUGGAUCACUUUCCAUACUCAAUUGGAAAUUGUUCCAAAAGACGUAUAGAGGAAAUUACUUUUUAUAGUGUAAGUUGUCGAUAGUUUAACUCCCAUAAACUAUCCCAACCCCUUCUGGGAACUGGGAGGGUGUGGGAAGAAGAGGGAGCCUUGGAACAAGGUUUCAUAGCAAUCCCCAGCAGGGCUCAUACCCAGACCUCUGACGGAGGGCUAACGCUCUUGUCUCUUAAUUUAGAGCUAGCUACGUUUACUGUUAAAUCGUGACAUCUAUAAUGGUGUCUCUUGAUGUCUCAUGAACUAAUGAUCUUAUUUUCUAAACUUGAGGUCAUAGUUCUCUGGAACAAAGGUCAAAAGCAAGUCAGGUACGACUGGCUUCCAGGGGGGUGGUGUGUGAAUGAGUCAGAAGAGUCGCUGACCAAGGCUCGGCUGUCUGUUAUGCUGGAAGAUCUACUUUCUGGAGAGGGCAAGUUGCGAUAUACUUCAAGUAUUCCACGGAUCUACAAUGAGCAUGCGCCAGUGAGUACACUUGCACAAACAUUGCAUACAUGUAUAUACCCCAAAUGUUCCACUAACCCCGACCCCUCUCCCUUUGAUAAUUCCUCCACCUUCCUCACCCCAAAGAAAAAUUGCUGUGCUAGAUAAAUAUUUAUACACGGUAAAAUCCUUCAGCACAAUCUAAGAGAAUAAAAAAUCUAAUUCUGCCUAUCUAAACUAACUAACUUAUGAUAAGAAUAAAAAAUCUACCAUAUCUUCAAAUCCGCUUUUCUAAGAUGCUGUGUCUCAUUCAAAAGCUAUAAUGACGUAGUUCAUUUUUAAAUUCGUUUUACAUAAAGAGCUUGGAGCUUAGAGCUUCUGUAGUUUCUCUGAUAGGCCAAUGCCGCAGUUGCCUCGAACAACGCUGCAAUAAUCAAAAUGUGGCUGGUAUGCUGUUAUACAAAUCAGUUAGAAACAUCUAAAGGAACAGGCAGUUUCUUUACAACCAUUCUGUACUUAGUUGAGCAAGGUAGAGUUUCAGUACAAAAAAAACUCUAUCGCUUAAUGGAAUAAGUAUGAUAUGCCUUCAGAUGAUUUCAUUAUGUUUUCUUGAUUGUCUAAUUUUUUUACGAUUUAAAUAAACAAAAAAUGUGAUAACUAAGAUGCCAUAAGCUUGUAAAUCGAGGGCAGGGAUGGAAUAUCAUCUAUAGGCACGUAUAAUUAGUCACAGGUAAAGAGACAGCAGUUUUCAUCGGCUCCUCUUCUUCUUUAACGCUCUCUCUUAAAUACGUUACAACGGACCACGACAUCUUCCCAGUCAAGAAAAAAGAAAAAAAUAACACCAACAAGAGAAAUGCUUAUAUCCAGAAAAAGAGGAGCAGAUGAAAAUUGAUUUCUCGCGCAUGAAAGAAAGGGAAAAAUGGUGCUCUGUCUUCGUUUGGAUUUAUGACAAUGGGAACAAUUUUUUUUGUUCUUUUUUAAUUCCAAGGGACUCCUAUCUUUGUUGUUCAGCUGGUGUUCAGAUGCCUAUUACUUCGUGAAAUCGUCUUUGUAUCGGUAAGUUUUAAUCAGUAUUUUUACUUUUUGCGCUCAUUUACACGGGGUCAUCAAGGAACCAAAAAUACAUACGGUAGUAAGUGAUGGCAAUAGAACUGGGUGGAGUGUUAGAAUCUGUACGAUACGUUAACUCGUCUUAAUUUGAUUGACAUUUAUAAGCAAAGUUGUUUUGCAGCUGGGCGAAGUUUUUUGCAGCGGGGGUCAAACUUGUUUGCCGCGGGAGUUGGGGCGAACUUGUUUGGCAGCGGAGGGGGCGAAUUCGUUAAGGGGCGAACUUGCACCGUGGUGAAACUUCCAGAUAUCUUUCUUGGUUAAGAAUAUCUAAGUCGGAUUUUACGAUAUGCAUGAUAAAUAGGCUUUCAUGUUGUAUUGAAAUAUUGUCUGGGGUAAUUGUUUCUUCUUUGUUAUGUUAUUCUAGGAACGUCGUUUCAUUUUCAAUUUUGUAUCAUGUUGAUCUGUUUCGUUACAUUUUCUUUCAGGAGAGAAACUAUUUCCUUGUUUUCCUUGUUGUGUGGAUUGGGAGUCAUUCUGGUUUUCAGUGUUCUACUUCCCAGUGCGAAGUGAGUAAUGAUUCAUUUAGCUCUAAACUCGCUCUUUCUGUCUCUGUUCUAAAUUCUCUCAGGCGUCUUAUAAGGGAGAAUGAGCAAGCGUUGCAAGUUCGCGAUCGAUCACCGGCCCAUCAUGUUUAAUGUAAGGUGAGAGUCGACGAAGAGAGGAGGAUAAGAGAAAAUGUGAGGAUUUGUUUUGCCCCUCUUACUCCCUGCUGUCAAGAUUCAGCCCGUCGCUCAACUUCCGUAGUUGAACUUUCUUCUUCUUCCAACCCUCCUCUGCUUUGAAAAUUCAAGAUGCCAACGAAACUGUUCACGAAGAAAUGCUGAGCGCUCGCUUGCCAAAAGUACGCUAACACUACAAGUUAGACUUUUAAUCCAAGUUUUUACAAUUUCUAUAGUGAGCCAAUAAAUAGGGUGUACAAAGGGUCCUCUCAGAAGAACCAGAGACCCCCAGAAAGCGAGUCAGUCUUGGGCCUCCUUCGUUUGGACCACAGCACUGAAAAGACCCUAAUCAGGGAUGCCCCUCGGGGCCAAAUCACGUUUACUCUGCUGGUUGAUGCUACCACUGCACGAGAGGUAGUAAAGCUGCCUCUAAUUCAAGCGUUUGCCGAUGUGAUUUAUCCUCACAGCGGGUAUGUUUAUAGCAACUAGAUUUGAUAGGUUUUCCAUCAUCUCCCUCUCUGAUUGGUCAAAAAAAUCUGUACUUCCCUCUAAACCAAUCAGAUUAAAAAAUGAAACCAAUCGCGGCUUGGCUGCUCGCGUUUUCCCGCGCAGGAGUUAGUGUGCUGGUCUCAAGUUUGAGUUGUUUUCAUUGGCUGGUUAUGAUAUUUCCCUUUGUUGUGAUUGGUCUAGAAACUUGCGCCACCUUCUCAACAAUUAGAUUCAAAACUGAAACCAAUCGCGACUUAGUCGCCCGCGAUUUCUCGCGCUUGAGGAAGUUUUCUUGUUUGCAGUUUUGAGUAAAGAAAUUUACCUGAUUUUUUUUGUUUGUUUUAUUUCUGUCAGAAACCCAAAUUUUAGAUUCACCUGGCUUUCAAUAACUGACAACCUUGCGUGGUGUGCCGAGAUUCUGGAUGUGGACAAGUUUGGUGAAGUGACUCCUGGAAUUGUUCUCGCCUUAAACGGCUACAAGAAAUAUUUGUCUGUCUUCAAACCGUCUGACCUGUCUGAGGGAGCCUUCUUCAAGAGGCAAGGAGGAGACUUAAUGGGAUUUGAUGAUAGUGAUAGCGAUACGGAUGCUAACGAAGAUGGAAUGACGGAAUACGAGAGAAAACGGCAAAAAGUUUUAAGUAGAUCGAUUCGAACACAGUUAGUACAUUGGUUAGAGAGAUUUUGCGACGGAAUGGUGGACAGAAAACGAGUCGUCGAAUGGCCGAGAUUUACCGACUAGGGGUUCUUAGCAACUAGCUAAGAGCAUUUAUGAGUAAUCGCCCUAGGAUUCAAAAAGUGCAGUCAGACCUUGAAAAUCGACGAAAAAUCGCUCGGCCACUUUUUGCUUUAUGUUUACGUAAUUACUAAAGAAAACUCGCCCACUUGGCGUUUUCAGCCUCAGUUGUCGUAUUCUCAAACACCAUCGAACUGUUGCAUCCUCAUUCCUCGAUUUUUGUUACUAAAUCAGUCUACUAACUACUUUCCACGAUAGAGAUGUCACUUGCUUGCUCACCAUUCCCCUUACGCUAAGGGAGGGUCUAGCAAAGAGACUGGAUCCCACAGGCCCAACUCAUAAUGGUAACUAUCUCUCUUGAUAACUUAAGAUUUCGGAGAUGUCCAGACGAUCUCAGAAAUCCUGUCGGCGAAAGUUUUGUGGAAAUCUCUCUAAUCUUUUUUAAACAAUAAACAGUUUACAGAAAUAAUGUCACUCGGAAGAACAAAAAUUUGAACCCAAGAUAUUUAUUUAGAGGUUUUUAAGCCUCAAGUGAGAAGUUUUUUUUAAUAAAUCAAAUGUACAGACUAAAUUAAGUUCAAGUACACGUG
This is a messenger RNA of Pocillopora meandrina, 9763 nucleotides long. NCBI's taxonomy places the organism in Eukaryota, Metazoa, Cnidaria, Anthozoa, Scleractinia, Pocilloporidae. The record is from the annotation of a GenBank genome assembly.